Helianthus annuus (common sunflower) is the source of this 1340-nucleotide messenger RNA. RefSeq lists its product as uncharacterized. Lineage: Eukaryota; Viridiplantae; Streptophyta; Magnoliopsida; Asterales; Asteraceae. The record is from RefSeq and is a predicted model, not a curated record. The transcript has 7 exons. Bases 194 to 1105 code for a protein of 303 amino acids.
UCAAAUCAACCCGGAUAACAUCACGUUAAACCAAUAAUUUUUGUUGCCCUUCAUCUUUUCUUUGGUAUCAAUUCUCAAACUCAAUUUCACCCCAAAUCGCAUCACCUGCAACAACCGUCAACCAUUCAUCUCUCUCAUAACGAUCACUGAAUUUCGGUUUUGAAUUCACUCGCAGGUAGAAUUUUUUGAAGAAAUGCAAGGUGGAAGAGGAAGAGGCGAUCCUUUCUUUGGAUCCCGUGACCCUUUCGCUGGUUUUAGCGGUAUGCCAAGUCUAUUUGGAGAAAGGGACCCAUUUGAUGACCCUUUUUUCACGAACCCGCUGGGUGGAAUGUUGCAGCCAAGUCCAUUUGGCCAUGCUGGGGGUCCAUUCAUGGGUGCAAGUCCAUUUGAAUUGAGCUUAUUUGGUCCAAAUGGAAGUCCUUUUGGAUCGAGCUUGUUUGGUCCAAAUGGAAGUCCUUUCAUGGAUACACGUCUGCCUAUAACUCAUGAGCAUAGGCAAUCCAUGCCAAAUAGUUCAAGAGGCCUGAUUAUUGAAGAACUUAACUCUGAUGACGAAAAAGAUGAACCAGAAGCUGGGCAUGGAAGAGAGCUGAAUCAGACACAGUAUGGGAACCAACACAGUCUCAUGCAUCAUUCGUGCCCACACCCCCAAGCUCAUAGCUUCACAUUUCAGAGUUCUACUGUUACAUACGGGGGUUCUAAUGGAGCAUAUUAUACUUCAUCUACUACUAGAAGGGCUGACAGUGACGGUCUGAGAUUUGAAGAACAUAAAGAAGCUGAUUCGACAACGGGUCAGGCAGCUCAUAGGAUAUCAAGGGGAAUCCACGAUAAGGGUCACACUCUUUCAAGGCAUCUCAAAUCAGACGGGCAGGUGGAUACAAUGCAAACGUUGCAUAACAUAAACGAAGAUGAGCUUACUGGCUUUGAAGAGGCUUGGAAAGGAAAAGCUAGAAAGUAUCUGCCUGGCUGGACCGGUGCACCCAAUGACGGUGUUGAAGGGUCUGGUGGUUGGGCACUGCCUUCGACUGAAAACACACAUGCAGGUGGGAGAAGACGACUGGGUGCAGCCGAGAAUGGUCAAUCAUCAAAAGUUAGGAGGCAUUAGUAAGCUCAAAAUGUUAGGUUGUUGUUUCGGGUUGAUAUAUUAGACCAAAUAUUAGGAUGACAGACCUAGAGACUGUGGUUAUGAAAUGUGAUAUUAGUAAUAGUAUAUUACAUAGAUAUGUGUUUGAAGCCUAUAUUGAUCAUGUUUCUGACCUACUCCAUGUGUGUUUCCUGUUUGGUUACAGUUGAGUAGCGUUAUGUGUGGCUGUUAAAGAGCAUGGUGAUCAUUUGUGAUA